AUGCCCUUAAGGGCCGCACCGCCUUCCCUGCUGUGCCACUUGACCUACACGAUGCCUCAGACAAGCGAUGUAGGAUGUUCCAUCGACCCUUUCUCACGCCUGCCCAACGAAACUUUACUGCAUAUCUUCUCAUUCCUUGAUGCGGACCAGCUGUUGGUAUGCGGUCAAGUGUGUCGACGCUGGCGCCGCCUCUCUCUUGACUGGCACCUCUGGCAGGUGAAGCUUUUCGAAACGCGCUGGUGCACUAUAGUCUGCCCUGAACCCCCACCACGUGACAUGCCUAUCUUCCUUCCUAAAAGUCCGUUUCACGAUCCCUCCUCUAUCCAUCCGCGUACUGUCUACCGCUUUCUCAGCCAGUACAUUCCUAAAUGUGACGGCGGUGAUAGCGGCAGCGGCGAACUUGAUGACACUUCCUCCCCUCCAUCUACCCCCUCUACUGUACCCGAAGUUCACACCUCUCACCUCUCCGCAUUCAUCCAUUCCAUAAUAUAUCAUGUCCGAAGCCUCCUCCCCUCCCGCAACUCUAGCCCCGCUAACGCUUCAACUGCUGGGGCCUCCCCUAACCGACCGCGAUUCGCGCUUUUCGGUCCGGGACUGGAUCACCGGUGGACAAGUCGCCUCUUCUGGAAGAUGGUGGACACACACACCCGCUCCUUUGAGCCCAUCAACGUUUUCACCGGCCACAUGGGCUUUGAGUCGGGCAUCACAUUACGUCUCUUCGCCCAGGCACAGCAUGCUGUGAUGGACGGGUCCACACGAUGCUCGAGCUCAACGCGGAAGACCUCCUGCGACUCUCCAAAGCCCUCAAACACCUCCACGAUGAGCCGCUUUACAUCCUGCCUGUCCGCAUCCGCUGUACCGCCGAUGAGAUCGGCUGAGACGGAGAGUGUCUCCCCACCACUCGUUCACCACUCCACUGAGUAUCCCUGCCAAUGUCACCAACAUGAGGACUUCACCUUUGACCUAUCCUAUCUCUACUCCUUACCGCCUCACUUAAAACAUGUCUUCAAUGACCAGUAUACUCGUCUGCGUGUUAGUAGGCUCUUCUUCCACCAACAGGGUGUAGAGCGGGAAGAAGAGCGGGAAAUUGCACCGGAGAUGUUGCUUUCGCACCUUGAGGUGACGCAUGAGAUGCGGGAGAUUUGUCGAAAGCUGGACGGUCUCAUCUACGCCAUCGAUGCGAGGGAGUCCGCUGAACAACUGACCCUCCUAUAUCACGAGUUGAGGGCUGUGUUGCGCGCCUUUCCGGAGCGUACGGGUCGACGCAUUCCUCUGGUGGUGCUCUACAUCAUGCCAAAAGAGGAUAUUAAAUUCCAGAAGACCACAGCAGCGUCAACAUCUGCGGCGUCGCCUCCGGUGGUGUCGAAACCAGAGCUGGUGAAUCGAGAUAGCUACAGUGGGGCGGAAUACACAGCAGCAUGGCAUGAUUCCAUCCUUUUGGUUAUUUCAGCCUUGAAGCUCUUUGAGUUGCCGAACCCCUGGAGGCUCCAGAAGUGCUCAAGCAAUGAUAUCAAGACUCUCAUUCAGAGCCUCAUGUGGUUGAAUUUGAAGUACCUUCGACCCGUGGCUGUGUCGAUGGCAGAGGAAUAG
Messenger RNA from Echinococcus granulosus, 1590 nucleotides. RefSeq lists its product as hypothetical. The transcript has a single exon. The record is from RefSeq and is a predicted model, not a curated record. Lineage: Eukaryota; Metazoa; Platyhelminthes; Cestoda; Cyclophyllidea; Taeniidae. Gene Ontology annotation, cellular component: SCF ubiquitin ligase complex. Gene Ontology annotation, molecular function: protein binding. Bases 1 to 1590 code for a protein of 529 amino acids. Gene Ontology annotation, biological process: SCF-dependent proteasomal ubiquitin-dependent protein catabolic process.